GGCCUCCUUCCCGCCCCGCCGAAGGGCGGCAGCAUGCGCAGGAGCCGGGAGUGGGCGGGGCCGUCGGGUCACGUGGGCCCGUCCCCCGCCGAUGUGGUCAGCGGCUGCGGGGUCACGUGAUUCGUUGCCUACGCGCGGUGGGGCCGGGUGCAGAUGGCGGACGCCGAGGCUGACGCGGCCCUGCAGCCAGAGAUGCCCCGGCUGGCCGCCGGCCUCAGCUCUCGGCUCCGGCAGCUGCAGGCGGAGCUCAGCGAGCAGGGGGUGGGCGAGGGCUCGUCGGGCGCCUAUUGCCGGGACUUCUGUCAGGUGAGCGGGGCGGGCCUGGCGCGAGGGCGGUUAUUUGGGGGGGGGCGGAGGAGGGCGCGCGCGCGGGACGGUUGGUGGCGGCGGAGGGGGGGAGGGCCAGGCUCGGCCGCUGGAGGAGGUUUGGGGCGCCGGGGGCCCGCGGAGGAGGAGGCGGCUGAGGCGCAAGGGGCCGCGGCGGCGGCGAGCCGUUGCCUGGCGCUGGGGAGGCGGGGCCGAGGGACCGUCCCUGUUGGGAGUCUCCGCCGACGCCGCUUCCCGUUUCUUCUGGCUUCGCGGGAGGUUCGGGUUCCGGGACCCGAUGGCCGUCGCUCUUCUCGGGGGGGGGGGCUCCCUCCCUUCUCCGCCCAGCCCAGCGCGCUCGGGCUUUCUCUGCUCCCGCUUCCGGAUGCUGGUGUUUUCGGCGCGCUCUCCCCGCCCCGCCGCCUCUUUUUGUGGCAGCGCCGGAAUUGAAGGAGGAAGAGGAGCAGUCGGUUAAGCGGGGGGGGGGGGGGCUUCGUUUAACGAAAUCCAUGGCACCCCUCCCUGCUUCCGCGGACUCUUUCGCUUUUCCUCGCCGCUCUUUGCAUCCACACCAUGUCCUCUUUCGCUGCAGCUUUCUAACAGUCGUAGUUGAGGGGGUUAUCUCCUUACAUGUUGAGGACCUUUGUUUAUUUGUUCCUCUUCCUUGUCAAUAAAAAUGUUUAUCUGGAUCUCUGCUUCUGAUGGGGCUAUGUUCAGUGUCUUGUAUGAGUCUGCCUAAAGAUGAGGCCUUGCUUCAGGAGCUCCUAAAGAUUAGAUGUGUGCCAGAGACAGGGCCCUUUCUGUGGUGGCUUCCUACUUCUGAAAUCUCCCAACAUAUUUGCCUGGCUCCUAUUUUUGUGGUUUGCUAAAGCCUUUUAAUAGUAAACCAAAACUUAUUUUCUCUGGGUUACCUAUUGUUCCGAGAGUGUGGAUAGAGUAUAAUAUGGCUUUAUUCUUAUUUUUCUGUUUGCUUUUAGUUUUUGUAAGCAACUGUGAAUGCCAGUUCACCUUUGCAAUAAAAAACCUGUAUUGACAACUUGGAUGUCAGUCACUUUGUAUGGUGUUUUGAAUCGAAUAGUCCUAAUGGUAUGACUUUAUUUGAAAAUGGAGUUCCAAUUCUUUUUCCAACUCAUAUUGCAAUAGACUUUGUAUGUUAGAUAUAGUUUUGGGUUGAAAGUAUCAACAAAAUGUUUAUACAAACAUGAACAUGCCACAUUACCUAUAAUGGCCACAUGGUUUCCAUUACAAGCUUGCAACAGGUUAGUUAAUAUUUUCAGGUAGCUUUGUUGGAUGUCAGUGUAGAAAGAAAGAUUUGAUGCUUGGAAAUGAUCAAAGGGUUGAGAAAGAUUUGUGAAUCAGUGAGUAUGGGUUACCAUUGAAGUCAAGUGGGUAGCUUCUAGAGUCAACAUAUUGGUGGUCCCCAAAUUGAGAAGCUCUUCCUUAGACAUGUUUUCCUGCUAAAGCUCUGUUACAUUUUACUGUCAGAUGAAGGCCAUCCAGUUCUCCUUUGGGUUUGAUGACUUUAUACAAUGGUUGGGUAUGGAUCAUACAAAAUGGUAACUUAAUAUUUUGGAUAAAGGUUUUCACCCAUUUAUUGUAUAAAUGGAUUGAGAUAAUGUCCAAUGUUGUUACGAUUAAGAAGAACCAUCUAAGAGUACUUUGGAAGAACACCUCCACCCCUGCUGACAUGAACUGCUCAUAGCACUAGCACAGGGAGGCAAACCACAGUGGAGGGAGCCCUUUAAUAUUGAUUUAGAUGGUGCCUUCUAUGCAUGUGGUGCUUUAGAAAAAAUAAGAGUACAGUUUUGCCAUGCAAAAAUAGGAGGGAAAUGGAGGCAUGUAAAAACAGGGCCAAGAAGAUGCAGUUAUUUCAGUUAUGCAUUUAUUUAGGCUAAAGUUUCAUUGAGCAGGCUUUUGGGACUAGGGCAGCCAUGGCUAACCAGUGAGCUGGAGCACAAUUCUGAGUCUUGCCUUUGCUGAUUGGGACUGGUGGAAGUUUUAAAUCUCAAUAGCAUCUGGAGAAUGGCAGGUUAGCCACCACUGGGCUAUAUGGUUCUAAAGGCUUCAGCUGACACCAUGAGUGCUUGGAAUAGCUGCUUUUAGUGUCCACCAGGUCCUGCAAUACUAAAACAUCCUGGUCACUUUGUGUUGCUCUGAACCAUUGACAUAUAGAAGGACUGGAGCACAGAAAAAUGUGAAUGCCACAUGACCUCCAGAAAUGGGUGAUGGUUUAUAUUGUCAGCUUGGUUCAUCAAGUAGACACAUGGGUUUUAAAGAGUUGUAAGCUAAUAAUUGUGGGACGCGGGUGGCGCUGUGGGUAAAACCUCAGCGCCUAGGACUUGCCGAUCGCAUGGUCGGCGGUUCGAAUCCCCGCGGCGGGGUGAGCUCCCGUCGUUCGGUCCCAGCUCCUGCCCACCUAGCAGUUCGAAAGCACCCUUAAGUGCAAGUAGAUAAAUAGGUACCACUUUAUAGCGGGAAGGUAAACAGCGUUCCGUGUGCUGCUCUGGUGCCAGUUUGCCAGAGCAGCUUCGUCACGCUGGCCACGUGACCCGGAAGUGUCUGCGGACAGCGCUGGCUCCCGGCCUCUAGAGUGAGAUGAGCGCACAAGACUGGCCCGUACGGGCAGGGGGUACCUUUAAGCUAAUAAUUAUUCUUCUAGGCUGCCUUGACUUGUAUGGAAACAGGUGACAUUUGAAAUUUAGUUCAAAGCUCAGAAAAUGUAAUUGUGUUGGAUUAGCCUAAAGAGAAGUGAUUGUGUUGAUGUCCCAGUGAAAAUGAGAUCUUUACUGCCUAGACAAUUCAGCUUAAUGAUAACCUUUUAUUUUCCAUGUUUGCAUCUUACUUUUUUUUUUGUAAUGUCCUACAACUUUUGUUAAAACAUAAUUUUAGGUAUUCAGUACUAGACUUAACAGAAUGGUUGAGUUGUUAGAUUUCUAGAUGAGAUGCUGCUGCACCUUAGGACAAUGAAUCACUUUCAAGUCUUCCUGCUUUCAAUACAUGAACCUACUAGCUUUUGAUGGGAUAUCACAUCCAUGUUUAUAUGUCUCUGCUAUUGUGUGCUGUGGUGUUUGAUAUAACAGCAACGGGGCUGUUAUAAAUCCAUGUAGGAAUACAAAAAUGAUAAAUGGCUGCAUUCAGUUAAGUUUACUCUGUCAUUAAUAGAUUAAUUAAAGUCAUUAUUUUCAGAUCUACUCCAAGGGAGACUAAAAUUGGUACAACCUAGAGCAGGCACCCCCAAACUCGGCCCUCCAGGUGCUUUGGGACUACAACUCCCAUCAUCCCUAGCUAACAGGACCAGUGGUCAGGGAUGAUGGGAAUUGUAGUCCCCAAACAUCUGGGUGGCCGAGUUUGGGGAUGCCUAACCUAGAGGGUUUUGCAGCAACUUGAAUAUAAACAAAUUUAGUCUAGACUCAAGAUCAUGCAGGUGUAUGGAAUGUCUUUGCUAUGUGAAAUUUCAAAAGUACAAUAUGUGACAAUUCACUCAAGUGAUCGUUAACAACAUUGACCUGCAGAUAAAAUUGCAGUGCAGUGCCACCAACCUAAAGAUUUGUGAAGGAGUUGUAUUUUGAGGUCAAUAGCAUGACCAUGGGUACUCUCCUGUCCCAACAAUAUGCGAACAUACUCUUCAAUUCCUGUCCUAAAAUAUCUUGUUUCUGCUGUACCAGCCUAACACAGCUAUCCUUCUGUAUUUCCACCUUGAGAUACAAGUAGCUCUCUAUUGCAGUGUUUCCCAAAAUUCUGCUUGCUGAAGCACACCUUUUCUGAUUUCAGCUGGAGAAAUGUUUUACUCAUAAAUCCCAAAAUGUUCUCCUUUUUACAUUUUGUAAGGGUAAUAGCUACCCUUCCCAUAUCAUAGAGUUGGAAGGCAUCCUGAGGAUCAUUUAGUCCAUCCCCUGCAAUACAGGAACCUUCACUAAAACAUCCAUGACAGAUGACCAUCCAAUCUACUUAAAAACCUCCAAGGAAGAGGGAGUCCACCAUCUUCCAAGGGCGUCUGUUCUACUGACAAACAGCUCUUACUGUCAGAAGGUUCUUCCUGCUGAUGUCGGAAUCUCCACUUGAAUCCAUUGGUUUGUGUCCUACCCUCUGGAGCAGGAGAAAGCAAGCUUGCUCCAUCUUCCAUGUGAAAGUCCUUUAGAUAUUUGAAGAUGGCUAUCCUCUUCUCUCCAUCUCUUUUCCAGGCUAAACAUACCCAGCUCCCUCAACCGUUCCCCAUAAGGCUUGGUUUCCAGAGCCUUGACCAUCUUUGUUUCACACCUUCCAUAUUGUCAAUAUCCUUCUUACAUUGUGACAUUCAGAACUGGACACAGUACUUCAGGUGUGGUCUGACCAAGGCAGAAUAGAGUGGGACUGUACCUUCCCUUAAUAAGAGACUAGACUCAUGUUGAUGCAGCCUUGCCUAGCAUUCAUUCUUUCUUCUUCUUCUUUUUGCUGCUGCUGCAUCAAACUCCUGUCUCAUGUUGUCUACUAAAACCCCUAGAUUCUUUUAACAUGUACUACUGGCGAGCCAAAUGCUCCCCAGUUGGUUAUUCCUGCCUAAGUGUAGAACCUUGUAUGUUUCUGCGUAAGUUGCUGAUCUGAUCAUGCCUCUUCAUUGGAGGGUGGCAAACCAAGGACAAAGACACACCUGACAUCCUUCUCAAAGGAAGACAAUUCUUUUAAAUUUCUGCAUCUAAAUAUAUUUAAAGAACUCAGUUGCAUCCCCAUCCUGUGAGUAUCGACUCACAGUAUGAGGGUGUCCUUUGCAAAGUCUCUGCUGGUGGACCCCCUCCGACGCUUGUGCAAUCAGCAGCACACAUAGUGCUCCAAUGAGCAGCAUUCAAAAUUCACCAAGCACCAACCCCAUUUUGCACCUGGCUAUCGGUCAAUUGCAACCAAGUGAAGAUGCCAGGGUGCCAGAAUGGUGCCUGAUGUCUCCACCAUCUGGAGGUGCAUGCCUGGGGGUCCUUGGAUCUUGCCUGUUUUUGCACACUAUCAAUACAUCCUAAAGAAUUUUCUGUCCAUUGUAUUUCAUCUGCACAAUCAGAAUGAAUUUCAGGAACCAAAAAGUUGUCUUGGAAAACACAACUUUUGAGCUGUCUGGCCCCAAAAUGGCAACAGCAUUCUGUUCUGGUGACUGUAACUCUGGUUUAAGCUGCUAUUCUGUGCUUAGCUUAAAUAUCUUGAGUUUUUAACACUGCCAAUGAGUACUUGGUAGCUACUCAUUAUGUCAGUGGCUGGGACCUCAGCAGCUUUCCAACUUUGCUGUGAGCUUAGUUGAAUCUGGAUACAACUGAUUUAUUCAGGCAGAACAGAGGCUGAUUGGAGGACAAGGCCAUAACAAGUGACUAUGGGGAGACACUUGGCAGCCAUUCUGUGGGAGAGUGCUAUAGUGCUCAUGUCCUGCUUGUGGACUUCGUAUAGACAUCUUUUUGGCCACUGUGAGGACAGAAUUCUGGACUAGAUAAGCCCCUGAGAACUGCUCUUAAGUUCAUUGAGAUUGUAUUUGGGGCUCAUGGACUCUUCUGUUUGGUUUUCUGUGGCAUGCUGUGUGAGAGUCUCCACUCUUACUUAGUCUUCCUUACCUGUUGAUAGCGUUGCACAGUUUGUGGGAAUGGCUUAGUUUUAUCUUUACAGGAAUUGGGGAUGCAACCAUGUAAAGUAUGAAUUGAGCAGAUGAGAAGUCAACAAGCAGUAGGAUAUCAGGUGGAGGAGCUGGGGUGCAGGUGAUGGUUGCUUUAAAAUCCUACCCAUUCAUGAGAAAGGAUUGACUUGGUUCUUGAUGUAUCCUCAGGGAAAAUGCUUGAUUGUACAUAAACCCAACAAAUAAAAUUACCAAACACGAGUAAAAGCACCAACCAAAGAGAACAUGAAAGAUGGAAGGAACUUGAGAAAGCUUUCAUGAAGUGGGAGAACUGAUGAUCCUGGAAAAAACUAGUAGCAGAAAAUAAUGUCACAUUUCUUUUUAAAGGGCAGAUUUUUACAAAUUGAGAAAAUCGCAAACUGUGUCAUGAACAAAAAGGAUGCAAAAGGGUGUGUGUGUUGGUAAAGGUAAAGGGACCCCUGACCAUUAGGUCCAGUUGUGACCGACUCUGGGGUUGCGGCGCUCAUAUCGCUUUAUUGGCAGAGGGAGCUGGCGCACAGCUUCCGGGUCAUGUGGCCAGCAUGACUAAGCUGCUUCUGGCGAACCAGAGCAGCACAUGGAAACGCCAUUUACCUUCCCGCUGGAGCGGUGCCUAUUUAUCUACUUGCACUUUUACCUGCUUUCAAACUGCUAGGUUGGCAGGAGCAGGGACUGAGCAACGGGAGCUCACCCCGUCGCGGGGAUUUGAACCGCUGACCUUCUGAUCGGCAAGCCCUAGGCUCUGUGGUUUAACCCACAGCUCCACCUGUUGUGUUGUGUGUUGGUGGGGUACCAUUAAAUAGGAAAAGGGAUACACUGUUAAAUGUGAAAGUGAGUUCUGUUGUUCUAGUCAUCUGACUGUAGAAAUGGGCAAACUCUACAAAACUGUAAGUUAUACAGUUAAAUGAUGCAUCACUUAUACUUUAUCAGUGCCAGAACUAAUUCCAACUAGUGGGAGAUGUUUGAACUGACAUAAUUACAUGGAAAUUCACUUUUGCUUGUUUCAGUACAGAGCCAGGUGUGUGUUCUGUGUUUCAGUACAGAGCCAGGUGUGUGUUCUUUUGUAAGAGCCAGGUGUGUGUUCUGUACCAGUUAGUUCCUCCAUUCGAACGUAUUCCUAGAACAUUGUAUUUCACCUCUUUAUAAUUUUGUAAGGUGUCUUCUGUUGAGACACAGCGUCAAGGCAUAUGUAUGGAAUGUCAAAAGUAAUAGUUCAUGCCAUUCCAGCAUGCUUAAGUCUUCUAGAAUCACAAAUACAGAUUUGGGCAAAAUGAUUUUCUAGUUAAUGUACUCAACAAAUCUUUGUGGAAAUAAGUAUUGCUGGGGAUAGCAAGAUCUGUGGAGCAUAUGCCACUCUUCCUUGCUGCAACCCUAAGAUUUUCCAGAAUCCAACUUCUGAUGAUCACAUUGACACAUUUGUUUCAUUGACACACAGAAAUGGGGCACUGGGUGUUAGUAGCUGAGUGUAGCACUUUGCAUAAAGCUGUGAUUAUUGCUGUGAGGUGCUGGAUGUGACAGGGAAGUUCUGUGAUGCUGCAGACAUGUACACACUUACAGAAUAAAUGUGUUUAAGAAGUAUAAUCAGAAAGCCUUCUAAUUAUGAACCUCCUAAUUAUGAAGUAUUGAGUUGACCCUAGCUGUUGACGGGCAGCAAGAACUAUAUUCCUAUAUUCAAGAAAGCUCACCUGCUGUAGAUCUUGGCUUUUUAUUUAUUACUUGACUCACUAGGAUGAUCUGAGAUAGUGUGCAAGCAGUUGACUACUCUGUGUGUGCGAGUGCGCACGUGUGUGGUUUGGGUAUUUUUUUGCACCUUUACUCCAUAAACUUAUGACUGGAUAAAAAGCCUUUCUGUUUGCUUUUGCUCAUAUAAAGAAGAAAGCUAAAAUAAUAUUCCACCAUUUUUUAAAAAUAAUCAUGGGAAAGGUUGGUGUUCAGACUAAUGAAAGAACAUGGCCAAAUACUUGAAUAGUCUGGUUAAACAAGACAGUGAGCUUAAGUACAUUUAUAGCUAUACAAAUGUAAGAAUAUUUAGCUAUGAUAUUUGAUAAUUCAUUGAGAACUGCUUGUGGUCACAAGAGGCUGGAAAAAGAGUAAAAUACAAGCGUUUAAAUUUAACUUCCACUAUUCAAGCUGCUAGCAGUUGGUAGACACAAUCUUGCAGCUUUUCUUUUUGCGCUGGGGGUGAAAAGCACUAUAUUGGGGCUACUGUAGUUCUCUAGAAGUAAUAAUAAUAAUAGUAGUAGUUGUUAUUAUAUAUAUAUAUAUAUAUAUAUAUAUAUAUAUAUAUAUAUAUAUAUAUCCCCCACCCAUCUGGCUGGGCUUCUCCAGGAUUGAAACAGCUUAAAACAUCCUGAAAUUUUGCCCACCUGGCUUCUUCAGAGAGCUUGGAUGAAUGUAAUUAGGCCCACAGAGUGAAGUGGAUUGAAACAAUUGAGUAGUCAGGUACCAAGUUUAGGUGAGCCCAAGGGCUUGAGUUUGCCUACAGGGUUUUUGAUUUAGAACAGCAGAUCCCCAUGUGGAAUUGCAAAUUGCGCUGGAAAGCACUUACUGGUUUGCCAUGUGACUGCAGUGGCUUAUAGCUGAAAAAACAGAAGCCCAAAGUCCCCUUAGACAUGCAGAACUCACACAAAAAACCUGCCUGCAACUUCCCAGGGCAGUGUUGUCAAGCAGUAAGCAAAUGCCAUCGAGGAUAUGUUCACAGGAAAAGGAAAACAAAGACAGCAAGAGACUUGGAAAGUUAAUGAUUCAUCUCUGCCAAGUUCUAAUAGGCCCAUUUGGAUUAUCAGGUUAAAAUUGAUGUAACAAGAGAAAUUGAAAGGAUUAGUGAGUAUGUAAGUAAAGCACAUGGAACACUGAGGGUGUUAUGCUUAUCAAUACUGUGCACAGUAGAAAGGUGUGUUUCUCAAGCAGUGUUCAGAAUUCAGAUCCAUGAUCAGAUCUACCUGUCAGAGGUAUUGAUGAAAAAUAUGGUUUGAUUUAUUGUCACACUGGCAGCUUUCUAGCUAGUUAUUUUUUGUUUUAUUUACCUUUGUCACCUAAAUUAACUUAGUGCAAAGGAUUAAAAAAGGGGUUUCCUAUCAGCUCAAUGAGGUCAAAUGUCAAUUUAUAGUUCAUUUGUAUUUGUAUUAAAAGUGCUCUUCCUAUGGGGGGAGGGGUUGAAAGGAGGUAAUAAUAAACCUGAUUUAGGAAAACUUUAGUUCAAAGUUAAAAAUGUAAGCAUUAAACUAGGCCAGGGUAGGUAAUGAUCCAUAUCUCCUCACCUCUCACAAACUGACUUGGAAUCGGUCAGUAGGAACACAUAUCUGUCCGUCACCUGAUGUCUUAAUGAUUUGAGGUGAUUGAGCAAUCUCAAUUGAACUUUGGCAGGUGCUAGUCAAUUGAUGCUGGGGAUGUACCUUCAAAGAGGUAGGCAGGGCUCGUAUCUGUAACCAUUCCUUUGACAUUUCUGUAGAGAAAGAGGUUUGGAUGCAAAGCACUUCUUCCAAUAACAUACAUCCAAGCCACUUUCUCCAGUUCCAUCUGCUGCAGUAUGAAGUUCCCAGUGGGGACUCCCUAAUGCUCCUAAUCUCAUAGUGCUCUCUUCUGAUCAGCUGGUAGUUGGGGCCUCAAAGUGCCUGAAAAUCCCUUUUUGGCCUGGAGAAUGACUUUACCUCCUGCACACCUGAGCUUUUGGAUAUCAGAUGAUGUCACCAAUAUUAUAAUACGUAGGACAGGUGGACAUGGCUUUGGCCUGUAAUUAGGCCUGUGAACCAAAGUUUUCACACUCGGUUUAGGCCAUGAGUUCUUAGUGAAACUUAGAAAAUAAUUUUGAAAGACUGUUGAGGUGGUUCACAUGUCAUAGCAAGCCAUAGCUAGUUUUUAGCUAUGGCUUGCUUUGGCAUGCAGACUGGCCAUUGUUAAAAUGCUGUAGAGGCUCAUGAAUUUUGUUUAGUCAUGAGAAAUAAUAGCAUGUAAGACUGAGCUCCUGCAUCAGCACUUCACCUGACUUGACUCUUGGUACAUUAUAGCAGCUGUGGUAAAAUUCUAAAAUAUUAUUGAAAUUAUUCCUUGUAGUGUUUUGAUUUUUAAAAACUCCUCUUAAACUAUAUAUUGUUUUCAUGUUUAAACAAAAGUAAAGUAGAUGUUAAGAACUUGGUCUAGUUAUUUGUCAGUAUAGUUCUUCUGCUGAGCCACAAGAGUUGGUGUAUUUUUUUCGCUGUAAGAUUAACACCUCUUGGUUUCCUAAAUGCUGGGAUGUGAAAACCUGGACCAAGACACCCCAACACUCUUUUGGUUAAAAGCAACUGUGAGGGAUUUGGAUGUUGAAGUUGCAGGGAUGUGAUUUCUUUCCUCUGCUUCCCCUGACAACACACUGAUUGACUUAACUACUUCACAAGCUGUUACUAAGCACAGAAAGGGAGGAAGACAGAGAUGCUAUUGGUUCUGCAGCUGCUUUUAAUGAAAGAAAAAUAUUUUGGGAAAACCUGAUCAUGGAUUUUCCACAUUCGCCUAGUUUGGCCCUUCUUUUUCAGGGUCUUCCUGAAAGGUGUAUGCAAUGCAUAGCUCAGUCCUGCUGAUAGCCGCACUAUAUUUGACAGAAACCCUGCAUAGACUGCAUCACUGGUUGUGAGCAUAAACAUGUAUUAUGCUCUUGUGAAUGGGUUUGGCAUGUGCCACUAUAUGCUUGGUGAACGUGAUCCUCCCAAGAAAAAGAAAGAAAGAAAGUGAUUACCUUGUAGGGAAAUGUGAUGGAUGUUAAAUCUUACCCACAAGAUGUGAAUACAAAUUUUCAUUGUGAGGGUAUAGAAAGACUUUUGAGUGCAGGUGCUGUGUCUACAAAAGGCUGCAGAUAAAACUUGCUAGUUCAUGAGCUUAUACUCUACUGCUAUCAUAUAGCAGUUCUUUCAGGAGCUGCAUUCUUGAAAGUCCAUAAAUAAUAGUAAUUAGUAUUAGCAGUUUUGCUUUAGGAGGAAGGCAAAAAAAGAGUAGAGUGGCAGGUUGCCAUUUCUUUGUUUUUGCUUUUGAGAAAAGUUGGAAAGUGUAAUAUCCUCAGCAUAGAAUUAUAACAUUGCCUUGAAAUAGCUUAAUCAGAGUUGAGAACAAAUAUUACCGCAUUACAUCUUUUCAUUUAUAGACGUUGCUACAAUAUGCUGACAAUCCGGGUGCUUCGGAGCAUGUUCUGCCUUUCUUGGAAGUGUAUCAAGUCGCCAUUCAGAGCUUUGCCAAUGCCCGACCUUACUUGACUACCGAAUGUGAAGAAGUUCUUCUGGUAAUUGGCAGGCUAGUGUUGUAAGUACAUUUGGGACAUGACUUUUUAACAGAAAAGAGAAUUUGAUCAACAGCAGAGAUUUUCAAGUUACUGUGCCCACCUGUCCGAUAUUGAAAAUAGCAUUCCCUGUAUCAACAAAGCAGGGUGCCUGUUUGCAUACAUCCUUGGGUGGGGGAAGGUCAUUACCAAAGGUGAAAACAACUAUUCUGUAUUUUCAAAAAGGCAGUGGAAGUUGGAAUGCUCUCCUCACAUCUCUGGCAUGCAGACACCCCACUUCGUUGUAGGAAUUUGUGGGGUCUGUAUACUGACAGCAAAGCAUGGGGCAGUAGUGUGAGGCUGCAGUCUUUCGGGCCGUGGAGUAGAUAAAAAUAAAUGAUUUUUUCAAUUUUUUUUUAAAAGUCAGAUUUUUAAAAUUUAAUUUUUUAAUUUAAAUUGGAAUUUUUUAUUUAAAUCGGAAUUUUUAAAAUAAAAUGCUUUUGGAGGAAAAAUCUUUCUAAACAUAGUUUUCUAUUUAAGUUACAUUAUAGUCCAAAGGCUGUUCAUCAGGAAUUAAGGAUUUGUUUUUAAUUAUGUAGCAUGAGGCUUUAUAUGCAAUGUUUAAUUUUUUUGGAUAAAUGAAUUUUAUUAAUCCAUUCACAAUGUCAUGUUCUUCCAGAGGUUUCUGUAAGAUUAUUUGGGGCAUUUUUUCUAACGAGAAGAUAUUAUCACAGAUACUUGUUUAACAGUUCUCAAAAGUGUGAAUUUGUGUCUGCACAGAUAACAUGCCUUUUUUUCACGGAAAAAAGUUAUAAAAUACACAUACAGAGUUGAGGAAAAAACCUUAAUCCCAUUGUUCCUUUGCAAAUUUAUAUACACAGAAUCAACCCCUUACCACUUAAAUUCCAAGAGGUUCAAUGAGUAGAUUGUUUGGAGUGGAAUAGAUCUUCACAAGUAGCUAAGUGUGAAGCAGUAAAAAUGAAAGUGCAGAAUACUCCGCAAGUCUUGGGAUCUUUGUGUAAUAAUUGUGCAAGUCAGUUGCAUGUCUGUGCAACUCAGACUUGAGGCAAGUGCUGAAGGCGCUUCAGGCCUUGCAACCAAUCCCACUGGGUUCCAACAACUGCACUAACACUUAACUGUACAGAAUACAGCACCUGAAUGUAGAAGCAAAUCCAAAGGGGUGGUGGUGGAAAUAGUAACUGGGAUCUUCAAGUCCUUGGCGAGACCUUGAAGUGCUUGCCAGUCAACUAAUCGGGGUUCACUGGUUCCAGGCCCUUCUUUCCAGGGCUCGCCUGACAUUGUCCAAACAAUAAAGUCUGUACCUGGAACUUCAGUCCUGCAGGAAUCCCUGAAGUUCUCUGCUCCAGUCCUUGGUUCCUCUUUUCCAGCUUUCCACCAGCCUGUUUCUCCUCAACCUGUUCUUUCUGCAAGCCUGUUCCAGCCUAGGCCUACCAACUUUAUCUCUCUCCCCCGCCCCCAUUUCUCCUCUAGAAAAAGGAAGGCCAGCCUCUCCAAAGCCAGGCCUGCUGGGAGAUAUAGUCCCUCUGAGAUCCCAUUACAUUUAUAUUUAUAGUCUGAGAUUUAUCACAAUAUUCUCUCCCUGGAGGAGAAAACUCAGUCUUAAGGGGUUGUUUUUUUUUUGUACUAAAACUCAGUCUUAAUUUUUUAAAAAAUUGUUUAACCACAUCAGUUAACAAACAUGGAUACAUAUGCUGUAAUGUUACUGUUUUAGUUAAAUAAAUUGUUUAAAUGGAAGGAAAUGGUUAUAAAGUGCAGCAGAAGAGUUGUCCAAAUAUAGUUAACAUUAAACCUCACAAUAAUUUCAUAAUUAUCUGUCUAUGUAUUUCUUAAGAGUAUAAACAAAUCAGUAUUUUUUGAUAUAACUGUAAAAACUACUCUGAAAAUUUAUUAUUCCAAAAAUGAAGCCUUCAUCUGGUUGUAAAUAUUAAGAUUAUACCAGCAAGAAUAAGUCUUUCUGUAAAAAAGUGAUUGAAAUCAAGUCUUACUGACUAAUGAUUUAAAUCAGACCCACCCUGUUGGGCAUGGAGUUUGGCAUGGAGACCAGUUGCUUCUCUUUAACUUGAGACCCAAAGGAUGGGGGGGGGGGGAGUUGGCUGGGAGGAUGUACACCCUAGGAUGUGUAUCCUCCAGGGCCAAUGCCACCUCACUUUCAGGAUCCAUUCUGUGGCAAAGGUUACUCCCUUCCCUUUUAGCUUAAGUGAUCAGGAGGUGGGAGGAACUCUGCUGAGAGCAUGCAUAACUGCUAGGAUUUUACCAAUCUGUUUCCUAAAUUUAGGACAAUGGGAAGCACCAGAGACUGUGCGGUGUAGUGGAUAGAGAGCUGCACUUGAAUCAGGGAGACUUAAUCCGUUUCAUGGGAGUGUUGUGAUUGGGGGAGGAGAAUGUAUAACCCUGUAUACACUGACCUGGAGAACGGUGGAAUGCAAGUUUAAAUUAUGUGUAGAGAAAUAGGCAUUAUUGUGAACUUGUAAAUGGUAUGGAUCAUGCCAUCUUCUCCCCACGCUGCAUCUUAGUGAAUCUUGAGCCUAUCUACUUUAGUUCCCGGGCUACAUAUAUUAUAAAUGGUACUUCUUUGGAACUCGGUACCUGAAAAUUCAAAAUGUGAAUGAAUCUGCAAGACCAUUAUUAUGCAUCACAUUGGUUUUCUUAGGUCAAAGAUUCUGUUAAGAAUAAGCUGCCAAUACAGCCUGAAAAUCAUUCAGUGCUAUAAUUCCAACUAAAUACUGUUACAGUGCAUCUAUCUUGAGUUCUUCUCAUGGGAAGCAGCAUCACUGCUAGUAGCAAUUGUUAUGCUGCUUAACAGCUUCAGCUCUUUUCUACUAUGUUUUCACAUUCUUUUGACCUAGAGAGAUUAUAAACAGAGGUACAAAAUGACCCAACGUGCUACUUCUUAAAUGGUGGUCCUAACUAGCUUGGUUCUGUGAUUUAUUUAUUUCAGGAGCUGUUUUGAACUACUGCUUUCUGUGCCUGAAAGUGAGGAGCAGUCUGAACCAUUGUUAAGACUGUUUCAGUCUAUACAGGCAAGUAUUUUUCAUCUCUAUUCUACAGAGGGCCCUGUUUCAACAGUUUGCAUCUAGAAAUACAUAUUUUCAAAUUAUAACUAAGUAGGCUGUGGUAUUUGUGGUAGUUCUUUAGUUGAAUCCAGUAUAAAAUGGGAAUAAAUACAUUAUGAUUAAGUAUACCUUACCUGGAUGUCUUAUAUGAAUUUUAGUUCUUCAUACAGCCUUUAAUAUAUAGUGAGGUUGUAAGCAUCCUUUUGUAACUUUUUAUGUGAUAGAAGAGUGCUCCAGUAGUGCAAUAUCCCCUGUCUCACAUUGGGAGUAGAGGUUUGGGGAGACUUCUUUUAAAAGGAGGAAUGUCUGCUAGAAGGGGACAAUGCACAGCCUUCAGAGAAUUAAAUGGAGAUAGUCAAAUGUACCAUUAAAUAACACUAUGGUGACAUAUAGGACAAAGCUUUAAUGGCUAAAGUAAUCUACUUUAUCAGACUAGGAGAACAGCACAAGACAGCAUAUUUUCAGGCAAGAACGGACUAAUUUCAUUGAUUAUUGUAGGAGAUAUGGAUGGUUACCCACUGCAUGUUAUGAAUUCUCCAUGUUUUGAUGUAAGGAAGGCUAUGUUACUCUGGGCUACUUGCUGUAUAAUUAUAUAGUGAAAUUUCUAUUACAUAAACUUGUAGGCAUGAUCUCAACAUGACUAACUGUAAGAUACCUUCGUUUGUAUCUACUCCUUUUUCCAAGCUAUGUACCUCAUACUAGAAAUGGAAUAAAAAAACCCUCCUCUAAAUAUGAUGGUGGGGGACACAUUAACAAAGCCAAAGAUAUUCAGUGGAUCUGCUCUGAGUUCAUUGGAUAUUACCCAGUGUAAUUAAAUGCAGGAAAAAUGCCGUAUUUCUGCAGCCUUUUCUUACAGCCUUGUGUAGUGAUCCCAACUGAGAUAUUGGAAAUGUAGGAAUUUAUAUAACAGUAAUAAUAAUAAUUUAUUACUUGUACCACGCCCAUCAAACUGGGUUGUCCCAGCCACUCUGGGCGGCCUACAACAGAAUAUAAAGAACACACAAUACACCAGACAUUAAAAGCUUCCCAAUAGAUGUCUAAGGAAGGUUGUAUAAUUGUUUAUCUCUUUCUCCAACAUAGGAUUCCCAUAGUGCUUUACUUAAAUUUGGAGACAAUAGCCUCGAAACACUGGCUGACAUUUCAAAGGAAGGUGUAUGGAAGAAUCCAGUUCUCUUAAAUAUUAUAUCACAGCAGCCUGUAGAAGCAGAAGAAGGUAAGAUAUUGAGACGUGUACCUCAAAUGAGAAUUCCAUUACUGUGCCACUGUUAUGAUGUGAGCAGUAGCUAGUCUUUCACACUGAAACAUUUUGCUCCUAAAGAACUGAGCAAGAUGAUAGGUGUUCCUCAACUGCUGCUGUGAAGAGCAUGCAGAGCUUUACCAUGAAUCCUGAGAUGUCAUUUUCACUCUUCCAGUCCUGUAGCAUUCCCUUAUCUGCUAGCUUUCCUUGGCCUAGAUUCUAGGGUGAAGAAAAGUACUUGGCCUAGUACUGGCUUCUUGUUCAUUCUUUCCCAACGCUGUGGUCAUACCCCUUUUAUUACAUAUGGCUGCCGUUCGUUACCUGUUGUGAAACUGCUCAUAUAAUAAGAUUUGAGGGUUUUAUUCAAAGAACCAUAAAGCACAGGGAGAAAAUUUUUUUGAGCUGUUCCAGGAACUCUUGCACAAGAGCUAGCGGAAGACAGUGCUGCACCACAAUGUGUUGGGUUGCAUUAUAGUAUGAGAAGCAAAAGCAGAAUCUUGUGACAGAUUUUAUUAUGGCACAAACUGUAGUCUCCUACAUCAGAUAGAAACAUGGGGAAUAUUGAAUUAGGAAAAUACUGAAUGUAGCAUAUAGUCUUUAGUGCAGGCAGUAAAAGAAGCCUUUGGAGUCUGAAGAACUUCUGGGUUUUCUCCUACAGUGCUGUGGACAGGAAAUGUUUUCCACUAGUUUAAGAGCACCUUUUAGAUCCAGCAUUUAGAUCGUUGUGAAGUUUUUCUGAAUGAAUCUUGUUAAUAGAGUUGAGGAAUUCCCGAGUAUUUAUGCCACACACCCUUGCUUAUGAUGGGUCAUUCACAGAUUACUGUUUCUCUGUAGAACUGCAAACUCAAACCCACCAUAGAUCAUUUCCCACUGUUUUCAUUACAGGCUACAACCAUUUUAGGUGCGUCCAAUUGAUAAGUAGUCGCCAAUGCGCAGGUUCUUUUUGGAUCUGGAAGAGGGCAGAAUGGGAGCAGGGCAGGGUGUACCAGGCUAGGGCCUAUACAUGCUCAGGGUGGAAACAACCCCCAUGUGAAAUGGUCACUGCCUGUACUUGGGGAUAAAAGUGAGGCAAGAUGAGAGUCCUUUGUUUGGUUGGGAGUCUUUUCCUUAACCAAAAACUUUCUCCCCUUCCACCUCCCCCCAAUGGAUAUGUAGUUUAAAUUCUAAAGAGUUUCAGGAAUUCUAGAACAGAAGGCCAUGAAAUAGGCUGUUAGAUGCCAACCACUGGCAUACAUUACUGCUUGAGCUAAAUUCUGGUGAUAGUGUAUGCAAAAAUCUUUUCCACUUCUUUUCUAGUCAACAAACUGAUUAAACAAGAAGGACCAGUCUUUAUGCAGAUGCGAAUAAAAUACUUGAUGAAAACAAACCGCCUUCGGCAAGCUGCUUCCCUAUCCAAACUGUGCAAAGAGUCCACGGAAAUUUCAAAUACAUUGCCAUUUCUCCAAGCUUACAUCACUUGCUUGUGUUCCAUGCUUCCAACUGAAGAAUCUAUCAAAGAGGUGAGUGGGCAAGCUCUGAUCUUGGUGGUGUUACCUGUUCAAUGCCUUUUAAUUGUGCUUUGUAUUUCUAAAAUGUAUUGCUUUAUUGCUCUGGAAGUAGCUUUGGAACUACUGUUUUUACCACAACAGUAGUUCUAAAGCUACUUCUAGACCAAUAAAAUAUUGGUGAUAUAUACCGUAUUUUUUGCUCUAUAAGACUCACCUUUUCCCUCCUAAAAAGUAAGGGGAAAUGUGUGUGCGUCUUAUGGAGCGAAUGCAGGCUGCGCAGCUAUCCCAGAAGCCAGAACACAAGAGGGAUUGCUGCUUUCACUGCGCAGCGAUCCCUCUUGCUGUUCUGGCUUCUGAGAUUCAGAAUAUUUUUUCCCUUGUUUUCCUCCUCCAAAAACUAGGUGCGUCUUGUGGUCUGGUGCGUCUUAUAGAGCAAAAAAUAUGGUAAAUAUUAAUAAUAAAGCCAAGAUAUUUGCUGCGGAGAGACGGAGCAGAGGAUUCACUUCUAGAAGUCUGCCUCUGCUGAUACAAAGUAACAUUAGAAUUUUAUUUAAUGGAUACAGUGGUACCUCGGUUUAAGUACUUAAUUCGUUCCGGAGGUCCGUUCUUAACCUGAAACUGUUCUUAACCUGAAGCACCACUUUAGCUAAUGGGGCCUCCUGCUGCCGCCGUGCUGCCAGAGCACAAUUUCUGUUCUCAUCCUGAAGCAAAGUUCUUAACCCAAGGUACUAUUUCUGGGUUAGCGGUGUAACCUGAAGUGUAUGUAACCCAAGGUACCACUGUAUUUAAAAUCCUGUUCAAAGCAGCUAAUAACAGUUUAAAACCCCACAAUGAGUGAACAAUAGAAAGACUAUUUAAGAAACAAGCCAUUAAAAAUAAAACACUGUAAUUCAGGCCAAUAAAGCAGUACAAUAUAAGAUCUGAACUGCAUUGUUUUUAGGUGCUUUUCGUACUUCAGGUAACGAGCUGGGCUAUGCCUUUGUUGACAAUAUGGACUUUAACACAGCUACUGUAGUGGCACAAACUACUGAUUGCAGAAAGAUAGAAAAGUCUUCCUGAAAGUACCUUUGUGUGUGCAAAGUGGUCUUGAAUGAAACUAUUUACAAUAGACUUCUUUUGGAUUUUUGUUUUUGAAAGAUUGCAAAGGUGGACUGCAAAGAGGUCCUGGAUAUGAUAUGUAAUCUGGAAGCUGAAGGUCAAGAUAGUACUGCAUUCAUUCUUUGUACAACAUACCUCACGCAGCAGCUUCAAAAUGGAAAUGUGUACUGCUCUUGGUAAGUACUAUGUCCAGAUAUUAUUUUCAAAUGCAUGUAUUUGCUAUUCUGGCUCACAUAGGUCAUUGAAGUAGCUCACAUUAAAGAGAAUGUUAUCAUUCUAUGUGAAUGAAAUUUAUUUCUUAAAAACAAAGUAUUUACAUUUGUUAAACAUUACAGUUGUGAGUACAUCUCUUCCAUUUUCCAAGAACUCUAGAGGUUGAACAAACUAAUGUUAGACCCAGAGAACAUCAGAUAAUCCUCCAAACUACAAUGUGGAGGAUCCAGAAUGAGCAGUAGGGAGCAUUUGAAACUAUAAUUUCAAAACAUGGUUUCCCUCUUAGCCAGAAAUGGAAUCCAGUGAUGAUCUCUACUUUCAGGGAUUUCUGCUCUCCUCCUUGUUUUCUCAAACUGUGGAGGAUUAACUGAAUGCAGGCAGUUAUAUGAAGAAGCAUAUAUUCCAAAAACAAUCCUGUGUUUUUUUACAUUUAAUUUAUUCUUUACCCAAAUUAACGUCAUCUUAGAAAUAGGCUGUCUGUCAGUAAUGUUGAUGCUUGGAAACAUGCUUGACAAGGAUUUACAGAUGUUAAAUAUUACCCCAAAAAAAUCAGGAAUGGUUAGAUAUAAUAAGCUUAGAUUGGAUAUAAAAUAGAAGAUACUGUUGUUAAAACAGUGUUUGAUGAGGGUGGAAAAAUAAAUCCUCGAAGAAAAGGUUGUUUCUAUCUCAAGACCAUGGGGAGCCAUCUGGUGUCUUCAGGAUGUUGCUGGACUCCAGCUGCCAUCAUCCCUAGCCGGGAAUGAAGGGAGCUGGAGACCAGUAACAACCAGAGGUCAUCGUGUCAGCUAUCACAGCUCAGGACCCCCAUUUCAGGUCAAGACAUGGGGGUGGUGGGUGGGGAGAGAGAAGAGAGAUGAAACCUCAGAGGUACACUGAAAGUUGUUUAUUUGGCUUCUCUUAUUUGUAUGACUCAGCUAAAGAAAUUACUCUUGGCAUAACUUUUCAGAUGAUCUCUUUCCUUUUUUCUUAUCUUGGUCUUCUAGUUUCUCAGUAAUGCUUCUAGCAUUCUGUACAUUCAUGUUUAAACCAUUGUUAAGCUUGACUACUGGAUCUCUAACUAAGCAUUUUUCCUAAACUUUCUCCGUAGGGAACUGACUUUAUUUUGGAGCAAACUACAAAAGAGAAUUGACCCAUCUUUAGAUUCCUUUCUGGAGCGCUGCCGGCAGUUUGGCAUCAUUGCUAGGACAUUGCAACACUUGUUCUUCCUAAUUAGAGUCAUACAAGCUGAAGUAAGUGCCUGUUUGGGAAACAGUUUAUCACGGAAUUAACCUAUGUACUUUCAGCAGAUAACAAAAAAUCAGUAGCUUUUGGGUGCAUCCUGUUGUUGGCUAUCCUGGGAAGACAUAAUUGAUGGCUGCCUUGUGUCAUUCUGAUGGCUGAGCACAUGACAAGUUGAACACCUGAACUUCACAGCAGCAAGUCAGACUGGCUCUCUGGCCUUCUCACUUGCACUUUUCUUCCCUUUCACUUGCUUCAGCCAAGUACAUUUCUUUCCCUUUAUGUCUUCUUCCUGUUGGAGUUCCCGCUGAUUCAGGCUGCCUAUUUUCUGUUUUAGAUAAGGAGUACUUGCACAGUGGAAUUUCCUAUCUUCCAAGGCUUCAUAUUCUAGUCCUUAGAGGACAUUGGCACACAGUAGAUUCAACUCUGCUUUUACUCUAUUGCUGUAUUGAUGUUGCUCUUUUUGCUGUACUACUGAUGUUUCUUCAGCGCCUCUAUUUAAAAAGACAAAGGAAGUAAUUCAGCAGCAAAACUUUUGAGUGGAAAUAGGAAGUGAUAAGGAAUAGUAUGGAAGCAAAGAAGUUGAAAAAUCCUUGCCAUUGUGCAACAGAAAACAAUCUACAAGUAGAUAUCUUGAUUUGAUGUGGUUUUCAAACACACACACACACUCAUUCUCUCUCUCUAUACAGUCAUACCUUGGAAGUCGAUUGGAAUCCGUUCCGGAAGUCUGCUUGACUUCCAAAACGGUUCAGAAACCAAGGCGCGGCUUCUGAUCAGCUCCAGGAAGCUCCUGCAGCCAAUCAGAAGCCACGGAUGCUGCGACAGACGUUAGGGUUCCAAAGAACAUUUGCAAACUGGAACAAUCACUUCUGGGUUUGCGGCGUUUGGGAGCCGAAACGUUCGACUUGCAAGGCGUUCGACUUCCAAGGUACCACUGUGUAUAUAUAUCUGAAACAGAUAUAUAAAUCUGCUUCAGCAUUCCAAGUAUACUUAGUUCCUAAAAACUUGGGAAUGGCUUUCACAAAAUUGUGUGUAUUUGCUGCCACAAAGUGUCUUUUAUGCUUGAAAACAAUUUAAAAGAAGCUGGAUGGGGCUGAUGGGAGCUGUGGUCUAAUCUAAAACGUCUGCAGGCCACCAAGUUGGCAAAUUCUACUCUGGCAAUGCCUAACAUGCCGGUAAAAAGAAUCCCCACUGUAGUAGAGUGGUUAGAAUAUCAGGAUGGCAACAGAGACCGAAGUCCAAAUCCCUACUUAUCCAUUAAGCUUAACUGGUGACUUAGGGUCAGUCAUUAUUUCUUAGCCUGAUCUACCUUACAGAGUUGUUGUAAAGAUAAUAUGUGCACCAGUGAACUCCAUGGCAGAAUUAAGUAACAAAUAUGACUGGUGCCUUCUUUAAUUUUAAGAAAGUAAACCUCAGUAUGUUUUUUUGGGUAAAACAUUGAAGUUGAUUGAAAUAAGAAAUGCCAGAGUAUGUAUCUAUAUAUAACCCUCUAAUCCAGGCGUGGGGAACCUGUGGCCAUCCUAAUGUUUCUGAAUUACAACUCUCACCAUCCCUGGCCAUUUGGCCAUGCUUGCUGGUGUUAAUGGGAAUGGGAGUCCAGCAACAUCUGGAGGGCCACGGGUUACUCAAAUCUGUAAUCGCUUCAGGAUUGAGAGGGAUAGCUCAGUCGGUAGAGCGUGAGACUUAUCUCAGAUUUGUGGGUUCAAGCCCCACAUUGGGUAGAUGACCCUUGUCCCUUUCAACUCUAGAGUUCUAUGAAAACUUAUCCAUAUAUCUUGUCCAGUUUUUUCAGUUGUGUUUCCUUUGUCUUUAAGAGAUGUCCCUGGGGGCUAAAUUAAGAUCUGACUUGCGCUCUCUUCUUUCCUAUAGGCAGAAGAAGCGGGCCUUAUUGUGUCUGUUUUGUUAUGUGUGAGAGCCCUGCAGCUCCGAUCAAAUGAAAAUGAUGACAUGAAGACCUCUGUAUGCAAAACAAUUGCAUGCCUUCUGCCGGAAGACCUCGAAGUAAGAAGAGCAUGCCAGCUCACUGAAUACUUACUUGAGCCAAGUGAGGAAAGAUACAAUCUACUAGAAGAGCUCUACAUGCAGCCAGAUCAAAAAUUGGAUGAAGAAAAUGCAGCAAUUCCAAACUCCCUCCGUUGUGAACUACUGUUGGCUUUAAAGGCGUAUUGGCCAUUUGAUCCAGAAUUUUGGGACUGGAAAACUCUGAAGCGACACUGUCUCAAAUUGUUAGGAAAAGAAGUUUCUGAGUCAGAGGAUGAUCUGAGUUGCAAUGAGAUGUUGUUCAAUGAAACCGAACUGUUGGAUGGUCUCCUAAGCGAUUGCGAAGAUAAUAAUUUUGAAGGUCAAGAUAUAAUAAAUCAGCCUAAAGAGAGGGUGAGAGUUAAAAAGCCGAUUGGGUCCUCAGAAAGGUACCAGAGGUGGCUUCAGUACAAAUUUUUCUGUGUUAUUUGCAAAAGGGAAUGUAUAGAGGCCAGAAUACUUCACCAUUCUAAGAUGCAUAUGGAAGAUGGCAUUUAUACAUGCCCAGUGUGUAUAAAAAAGUUCAAGAGGAAGGAUGUCUUUGUGACGCAUGUGAUGGAACAUGUAAAAAUGCCUCCUAGUAGGAAAUACCGUAGUAAGAAGAAGUUGCUGUUGAAGAAAGAGAGGCUGGCAAAGAGCAGUCUAGCCAGAAUUGCUUCUGUAGGCCUUGGAGAAAACCAGCCACUCAAAAUAACACAAUGUGAACAACCCAGACUCAACACGCAGGAUUUCGUCACGUUUAGUAAGCUAGAAAACUGCCACUUGCAGGACAGGGACCUGUACCCAUGCCCAGGCACGGAUUGCUCCAAAGUGUUUAAGCAGUUCAAGUACUUAAGUGUUCACUUGAAAGCAGAACACCAAAACAAUGAUCAAAAUGCAAUGCACUACUUGGACAUGAAAAACAGGCGUGAGAAGUGUGCAUACUGCAGGCGGCAUUUUGUUUCGGCUUUCCAUCUACAGGAGCAUGAACAAGUGCACAGUGGCCCUCAGCCGUACAUGUGUGUGUCGGUGGGCUGCUAUGCUAGGUUUGGAUCAGUGAAUGAGCUGCUCCAUCACAAGCAACAGCACGACGAUCUGCGUUAUAAAUGUGAGCUCAGUGGCUGUAACAUUGUUUUCAGUGACUUGGGGCAGCUCUACCACCACGAAGCCCAGCAUUUUAGGGAUGCUUCCUACGCAUGCAACUUUAGUGGCUGUAAAAAAUUUUACUAUUCCAAAACUGAGUUUACAAAUCACCUGUCGAUGCAUAUGUCAAAUGGUGAAAUAAAGGAGAUGCAGAUUAAGCAUGAGGAAAAUGUUUCUGGGGACAGUCUUACUUGCCUGUCAGAUUUGGAAGUGUUUGAACAAAAAGGUCCUUCUGAUCUGCAUGAGAGUCUUAAUUUGCCUUCGGGAUCUACAAAUUCAGAGGUAAUCCAGCAGGUUAAGCAAGAAUCUACAAAUUCGGAGGAAACCCAGCAAGUUAAACAAGAAGCUAUAUCUGAUGGAGAGGUGGAUGGCAAAAGUAAUGGCAGUUUAGGAAGCAAUAUUGCAUCCCUAGCCAGUGAGGCUCAGUUGACACCUUUGACUGAAGCAGUGGACUGUGGCCAGGCAACUCCUGGGAGUGAUUUACCCCGUGAGAAAGUCUUCCUUUCAUCCAAUUUAAAAGAGCGGUAUUCAAAUGUGGCUGUAUAUUUUGAUGGGAAAAGAUUUACCUGUGGCUUUGAAGACUGUGGAUCAACGUACAAAAAUUCAAAGGGCAUGCAAAAACAUCUUCGAAGGGCUCAUCCUUACCAUUUCAAACCUAGGAGGAAGCUAGGUCUGAAAACUAAAGAUACUACUCAGUACAGUGACAGUCAUAAUACUGAUGGAGAUAUUAGUCCAGAGCUCAUAUAUCAUUCAUGUAGAAAUACAGACUCUCCAGGCAUUAUAGAUUGUAAUACAAGUACUAAUAGCAGAAGCUAUUUAAAUGAAGAACUGUAUCCUUCUUCCCCAGAAACUUCCUAUUUUGAAGCUUCCAAAGUGUCCAGUUCAGAAGAUGCAAUGUUGGAACUUCUCCUGGGCUUGAAGCAUUUAAGUUUAAAAAAUUCCAGUGGUCAUAUUGGAAAUUCUUCCAGGUUGUCACAGUCUCCAAACUCUGAAGAUGAAUCUACCUCAGACUACUUCCCUGAAGAGCAGCAAGGCAAACUACCAAAACAAUACCUUACCCAAUUGGCAGCCAAGCCAUUUUUCUGUGAGCGUCAAGGUUGCACAUGUGAAUUUGUGACCAGGGAAGCGUUGUUGACGCAUUAUGUUAGAAAACACAAUUAUUCAAAGGAGACGGUGCUUCAGUUGAACAUGUUUCAACAUCGGUAUUCCCCUUUUAAAUGUCAUAUUUGCCAAAGAUCAUUUACAAGAAAAACACAUCUUCGAGUCCAUUAUAGAAACAAACAUAAACUUGGCAAUAUGACAGCAACUCAGAAAUUACUUGGUAAUGAGAGUUUUGAGGAUCUGGAUGAGAGCGCUGAGGAUACGCUGAAUGAUACCAUGGGUUCAAUGUCUGAUUUCUAUGCCAAUACAGAGGAAGAACUUGAUGACCAAGCUAAUCUGGCUGAAGAAGAGCAGUGUCAUCCAAAGAAAGAUGAGCUUAGUUCUGAAACAGAUCUGGAGUCUAGUGAAGAAGCAGAAAGUUGUAUAACUGGCAAGCAGACGAAACUGUCUGCUCUGGAAAGCCACCGGAAAGGACUAGAAGCAAGAGAGGGGAGGGGAAGUAAAAGAACAGUUGCCAAAGGAAAUUUAUGCUACAUUUUGCAUAAAUACCACAAGCCGUUCCAUUGUAUUCAUAAAAAUUGCAAUUCUGCAUUUACUAAUCAGAAAGGUUUGAUUCGGCACUACAGAACGGUGCAUCAGUAUAACAAAGAACAGCUCUGCCUAGAAAAAGACAAAGCGAGAACAAAGAGGGAACUUGCCAAAUGUAAAAAAAUAUUUGUUUGCAAACAUAAGGCGUGCAGCAAACGCUUCUUGUGUUCUAAAUCGCUUGCUAAGCAUUGCAGUGACUUUCAUGGCCUGGACCAUGUAGAGGAUUCCAAAGUGCUUUCUGAAACAGAGUCCGUGAGAUUUCCUUGUCACCAUCCUCAGUGUCCUGCUGCAUUUUAUUCCUUCCACAAACUGAAGCAUCACCUGAUGGAAGAGCAUGCUACGGAAGAGGAAAUAAAUAAAGAGAUUGAAAUUCACUGUGACCUUAAUGGUUGCAACCGAGUUUUCACAACUUACAGCCGCUAUUCUCAACAUGUAUACUUCCGACACAGUGAUUAUGAUGGGGUCUCGGAAGCUGCCAAAGAAAAACUGGCCCACCUUAAAGAUGGACAGGAGCAAAGGUGCUUGAAAGAUAAGUGUCUCGGGCAUGAAGAGAGCGAGAAAAAGAAACGGAUCUAUGACAAAUCUGAGAAGAAUAAUAAGAGCAAAGGAAAGCAGUUAUAUAACUUCAGAACAAGGGAGGAAGCCCUGCAAAUGUGCAGAGACAACUGCAAUCAGACACAGUAUCCUUGCAUGGUUCGGGGGUGUCCCUCUGUAGUAAAACUGGAAAGCAGUAUUGUGAGACACUAUAAGCGUACCCAUCAGAUGGCCAGUAUUUAUAUAGAACAACAGUAUGAGGAGCUUGUACUAUGUGUCGAAUGUGGUACUGUGAUAAAUGACCCCUGCUUAGAAGAAAGUCAGGGUUCAAAUAAAGAGGUAAACAGUGACUCUAAGCAGGAAGUUACAGUGCACCCUGCAUAUCAGCGUGAAAAUGAAGGGCAUCGUGUUCUAAACUCGGACUGCAAUCAUGAUGAUAAAAGCAGUAAAAACGGCAGCUCUUGUGGGAGUGACAAGGCCCAGGAGGCUGGUGUCUCUUUGUAUACAGGCACUUUAAAACAUAUCCACAGUCCAAAAACCAGGUGUUUUGUAGAAUGUAGUCGAUUAGAGUCACCUCGGUAUAAAACAGACAGCUUGCCUGGAAGUGACGGAAGAGAAAAUCCCUCCUACUGUGUGAGGUCAGGUGUACAGUUACAAAGGGAGAAAGAUGUAAAUGACUGGCAGCGUGCAUCAGCACAGCAGAACAUUAAAAACCCUCCUCCCCUUUCUGCUGCAAAAGAUAAAAUGCAGAGGCAAUCUGCGCCAAAGCCGUUUGAUUUAAAGUCCUUCAAACCAAUGGGGUUUGAGUCUUCCUUUUUAAAAUUCAUCCAAGAAAGUGAGGAACGAGAUGACGAUGACGACUCUGAGGAUGAAUGGGAGCCGGCUGGCCGAUAUGAAUUGGGUGUGGUGGUACAAAAAGAGAAAGACUUCAAAAGGGAUGACACACGGGGCAAGACUGCAUAUGAAACUGUCCCGGCAGCAGCUGUGUCCAAGAAAAACAGCGGCUCCAGAGCUCAUGGGCAGCUGAGAGGGAUGCAGCCUCUCUUAUCCACGGACUCUCCCUCGAUCCCUUCCCUGGAAAACCUGAGGGCCAUAUUGGACAAGGCAUUAACAAAGUGUGGGGACAAUGCCUUAAAACAGCUUCAUUAUUUGCGACCAGUAGUUGUUAUUGAAAGACGUACGUUAUCCUCGCCCCUCAUAGACUUCUUCCCAACAAAAAAAACAGAUCACCUUUGUGUGGAAAGUUCAUAAAUUGUUGUGUUUAAUUUAAAAAUAGAGAAGGAGGGGAGACUUCUUCCACUUCUGGGGGGGGGGCGGGGGCGGGGAUGCUAAUUGGUUCAGUGCACAUGGUGUUGAAGUUAGAUUAGGCUGUUCAAUUCCAUGAAUGUAUGACAUCUGUCUACAGUAUUGGCUGAGUUAAUAUAGCUCCCCUGUUAAAUUAAGAGAGAGAGAACAGAUAUUUUGGUGCUAAUUAACAGAAUAUGGAGCUGGGGGCUUCCUCUUGCAGAGUAAAUGUGCAUGAUUGUAUAUGGAACAAAUACUUAGGGUACCAAGCGGGGGAGGGAGGGGGGAGGGAGGGAGGAUGGAACUUCUUACUUGACUUGAAUGUGCACCUCAGGGUGCUUUGUGUAACAUAUUGUACACUACAGCAUCUUAUAUUUUUUGAGUUAUGAGUUUCAAUAAAAAUGAAUUUUUUUCACCC
Messenger RNA from Podarcis lilfordi (Lilford's wall lizard), 26525 nucleotides. NCBI's taxonomy places the organism in Eukaryota, Metazoa, Chordata, Lepidosauria, Squamata, Lacertidae. The record is from the annotation of a GenBank genome assembly.